UAUAAAUUAGGUAUCUAAAGCAUUAGAAGGAUCCUUGUGGUCAAAAUUCAUUCAAGCAUAUUGUUCAAUAAACAAUCAAAGAAUUUCUCAUUUUGAACCGAGAAAGAAGUUAGAUGUUCUGCUUGGAUCUUUGGGGCAACUAAUUGAACUGGAAACAAGAUGUGGUUCUAGUGUUUCUCAGAAAAAAUUAGAAAGCCAGACAAUGGAAAUAAUUGCUAAUAUGCUAAUAGACAAUAUGGUAACUAUUUCAUCAAUGAGUCUUGAACAAAAGAAAAAAAUCUCUGAAUUUUGUGCUAUCAACCCUGAAAACUCUCAAGUAGGACCUUUAAUUUUGAAUAAAUGUUUUAUGCAUUUGAAAUCAGUUAUUGAAAUGUCAUCCGAGGUUUCAAAAGAUACUCAUCAAAAAGAGACAAAUAGUAAAGAGAUAGCAUCAGCUCAUAUGGAGUUAGCUAAUUUUUGUAAUCGAUACUUAAGGAGAGAAGCUGAUCAAAACUUAGAUGCUAAGAGCAUUCCAUCUUUUGGUGAUUUUCCUCUUGUAUUGACUGAGUCAUUGUUAAGAGCUCUAGAAUAUGGAUAUCAAGAAGCACUCCAACUUUUUCCUCGUCUCCUACAAAUUAUUGAAUCUCAUCCAUUGUGCCUUCAGUCAUUUCAGAAACAAGUUUCCAAAAUGCCAUGCUGGUUAUUUAUAGGCUGGAUUAAUCAAAUGCUUGCUUUACUUGACAAACCUGAAGCAAAAGCUGUACAAGGAAUUAUAGAAAAUAUUACUUUAACAUAUCCUGAUGCUAUUAUAUAUUCCUUUCAUCUAAGUUCUACUAAUUAUAAAUUUAAUAAUCCUGAUGGCCAGUUGAAUAAAGCUUUUGUUGAGAGAAUAAAACAGAUUUUGGGAAAACAAACUUUAAUUGGUGAUUUUGUUGCUGCUUUGGAGCAUCUUAGUGUACCUCAUGUAUUCUUUAAGGAAUAUAUUAGCGAAAUUGGAUAUUUAAUGCAACGUAAAGCACUAAGCAAUGAAAUAAAAUGUGCAUUUGCUAAAAUGUAUAAGGAUUUAUUCAGUGAGGAGGUGAUACUAGGAAAUCAAAGGAUUUCUCUUGGACCGUUACAAAAAAAAUUUGCAGAGGAUUUCAGAGCUGAUGUCAUAGCUAUUUGUGGGAAAGAUGGUUCCAAACUUACAAUACAGGCCAAUCAGGAGGCCACUAAGAAAGCUUUAACUGAUUUACUAACAAAAAUGAAACUUAAAGAUAAGAAAAAUUAUAGUUUGAAAGAUAUCUCACCCUGGCUAAGUGCAUUUCAGCAGUGGAAGUAUCCUGUACAAAUAGAGAUUCCAGGUCAAUAUACUGGAAAGUUUAAACCACUUCCUGAGUACCAUGUUAAAGUGGCUGGAUUUGAUGAAAAAGUAAAGUUUAAUAUAGUCUUCAUGGGAAUUUUUUAUGUGUGGUAG
Stegodyphus dumicola is the source of this 1435-nucleotide messenger RNA. RefSeq names its product DNA-dependent protein kinase catalytic subunit-like. NCBI's taxonomy places the organism in Eukaryota, Metazoa, Arthropoda, Arachnida, Araneae, Eresidae. The record is from RefSeq and is a predicted model, not a curated record. Gene Ontology annotation, molecular function: protein binding; DNA-dependent protein kinase activity. Gene Ontology annotation, biological process: double-strand break repair via nonhomologous end joining; telomere maintenance; intrinsic apoptotic signaling pathway in response to DNA damage. Gene Ontology annotation, cellular component: nucleus.